Metschnikowia bicuspidata var. bicuspidata NRRL YB-4993 is the source of this 1107-nucleotide messenger RNA. RefSeq names its product putative phosphatidylinositol-3,4,5-trisphosphate 3-phosphatase (gene TEP1). Gene Ontology annotation, biological process: phosphatidylinositol dephosphorylation; negative regulation of cell population proliferation; cell motility. NCBI's taxonomy places the organism in Eukaryota, Fungi, Ascomycota, Pichiomycetes, Serinales, Metschnikowiaceae. Gene Ontology annotation, cellular component: cytosol; cell projection; nucleus. The coding region runs from base 1 to 1107 and encodes 368 amino acids. The transcript has a single exon. The record is from RefSeq and is a predicted model, not a curated record. Gene Ontology annotation, molecular function: protein tyrosine phosphatase activity; phosphatidylinositol-3,4,5-trisphosphate 3-phosphatase activity.
AUGAAUCCAGAGAACAUAAUCCGAGCUUUGGUGUCUGUGCCCAAAAAAGGCUAUUAUGAUGCUGAGGAUUUUCUUGAUCUUUCAUAUGUCACCCCAAGGAUUAUUGUGGCGGCUGGGCCGUCAGACAACUUCGUGUCGAAUAUAUUUCGCUCACCUGUAGACAGAGUGGUGUCCCACCUCAAUCGAUACCGGUCAGGCGACCAGGCCCAUUGGCAUAUUUGGAACUUACGGGGAGAAGGUUCCGGGUACUCUGUCAACGACAUACCUGCAGAAUAUUGGUCCUAUUAUCCCUUUCCAGAUCAACAGCCUCCGAGUGUAACAUUUUUAAUUUCAAUUACCCGUGAGAUUAGCGACUUCUUCCAAUUAUCGCCUAGAAAUGUUGCCUUGAUACAUUGCCGUGAGGGAAAGGGGAGGUCAGGGACAGUUUGCUGUGCGCUUUUGAUGUACGAGGCCAAGUUGAAAGGAAUAUACAUGUCCGUAGACGAGGCGAUUGCUAUGUUCACCAGAAGACGCAUGAGAAAGUAUUUUGGCCCUGGUGUACUGAUAUACAGUCAGGUCCGAUAUCUCUCUUACUGGAAGACUUAUCUCCUGCUCUCCGACAAUAUGAUCAAGAACUAUCAAGAAUUCGACUCCCAUGGUAGCGUUCCAUUCGAUAUUAGUCGGUCUGUAAUCACCAAAAUCACUGUUAUCAGACCUACGCUGCUUCUUGUUCUUAGCAAGUUUAAGAUCCUCACAUAUACCGAAAAGGGAAACGGAUUGGAAGAGGAGCUCUUGCGUACGCAAAGUUUGGGGCUACCUCAUAUUAGCGCAAACACAUCUUUCUUGGACGUACCAAUGAAUAUUCCAAUCACUGCCCAUAUGAAGGACAUCAAGAUCUCUUUUGAAAGACAGUUUUGUAUUGCAUACGCGUGGUUUAACUUAUUUUUCGAGACGUUGGGUGAUUCGAAGAGACCUCUUCCUCAUCAAGGUGCUUCAUACAUCACUGCAAAGCGUCUAGUCUUGCCGUGGGAACUGUUUGAUGGUACUCGCGGCUUUAAAGUUAAUUCAAACUUCAAGCUUUUCGACAGGAUCGAGAUCCUGUGGGUCUAUCACUUCCCCAAAUCAUGA